Camellia sinensis is the source of this 1833-nucleotide messenger RNA. Lineage: Eukaryota; Viridiplantae; Streptophyta; Magnoliopsida; Ericales; Theaceae. The record is from RefSeq and is a predicted model, not a curated record.
CUAAAAAUUAAAGUCCCGUCCAAGCGAAUGCGUCGCUGGCUGGUCGAUUCCCUUUCCCUUCUCCUCCACUCCAAGCCUUGCAUGCACUCUCUUCUUCGCGCCCUUCCCUUAUUUUUGUACUUAUUCUCUCUCGCUCUCUCUCUUCUUUCUCUCUCUACAGAGCCUUCUCUGCACUCUCUCUCAGCCGUUUCAAUUCGCUGGAAACUCUCUCGCUGCUCUCCGGUAAUUGAGGGAUUGAAUCGAGUCUUUGUUUCAUGUUUGAGCCAUGGAUUAUAGCAAAGUGCCCUUGUCGAAGCGAACUCGGCUUCAAGAAUCAGUUUUUUUCCAGGAGUACAAUGAGAGGAAGAAGAGGGCUAAGAACGGUGGUGGUGGUGGUGGAGAGUCGGGGGAGGCUGCUGGUGGGGCUAGGGUUGCUGGUGGUGGUGCGAAUUUGGGGCCUCGUGGUGUGCGGGAUUCUGGGUCGGUGGCUGGUUCGGGUGUUAAGGGACGUGUGGGUGGCCGUGUUGAAGCUAAUGGUGUGAAGGAAGGUGUUGGUUCGGUUAGUUAUGAUAAGGGUCAGGCUUCGGGGAUGAAGAGAGUUCGAAAAUUGGGGAAGGGGUUGAAGAAAAAAGACAAGAAUUUGGGCCCAAUUCGAGGGAAUUCUGAAAAAAGUGGGAGAAACAAAAAGGGGGUGAGAAAAGAUGAGGGUGUUGCUUCAGGGAGUGUUGAUUCGAGGAGAAAGCAUAAUUUUGUCGAGAAAUCGCUGAAAAAGAAGAAUGUGGUUCAAAUUAGUGAUGAUGAUGAUGAUGAAAGUAGUGAGGAUGAAGAUGAGGAUUUCGGUGAAGCUAGUGUUGGUUGGAAGAAAAAUAGGAAAUCAAUUAAGAGGGUGAAGAAAAUCAAGAAUGUUGAUGAUAGUGAUGACGAUGAUGAUGGUAGUGAGAAUGAAGAUGAGGAUUUCGGUGAAGCUAGUGUUGGUUGGAAGAAAAAUAGGAAAUCCAUUAAGAGGGUGAAGAAACACAAGAAUGAUGAUGAGAGUGAUGAUGAUGGUAGUGAGGAUGAAGAUGAGGAUUUCGAUGAAGCUAGUAUUGGUUGUAAGAAAAAUAAGAAAUUGAUCAAGAGGGUGAAGAAAGACAAGAAUGAUGAUGAUGACGAGGAGAGUGAAGAUGAUGUUGAAUACAUAGUUGUGAAGCGAGUUAAAAAAUCGGAAAAGGGGUUGAACAAGAAAAAUAAGAAUGUAGUUCAAAUUCCGGGGAAUUUCAAAAAACAUUGGAAAAACAGAAAGGGUGUGAAAAAAGAUAAUAAUGUUGUUAUAGGUCUUGCCAAUUUGGUGAAAAAGCAUAAAUCUGUUGAGAGACUCAAGAAAAACAAGAAUGUGGUUCAAAUGAGCGACUAUGAUGAUGAUGAAAGUGAGUAUGAAGUUGAGAAUUUUGUUAAAGCCAGUGUUGAUUUGAAGAAAAAUAAAAACAAGUUGAAGAAAAACAAGAAUGUGGUUCAAAUGGAUGUUGAUGAUUAUGAGAGUGAUGGUGACGUUCAAUUCCUAGUUAUGAAGGAUAAGAAUGGUAGAGUGAUUGAAGGGGCUGAGGAUGAUGUAGUGGAUUCAAACUAUUCUAGUUUCAGAAAGGAGUCCAAGUCAGAGGAGUUCUCUAACUGCAAGCGUUCUCCUCUCAAGGGUCGAGAGGAGGUUGCUUCAUGUCAUCAAAAGAGGAAGAAGAGUGCCUGUAUUAAGUUGAAGGAUCGGAAGAGUUGUGGUGUAUUGAGCCAAGCUCGAUCACAGUUGGGGAGCAUCAAAGAAGGGGAAGAAGGUAAUUCCUGCCAUCUCAAAUGAUUCAGAGGAUUUAGAUGAGUUGAGCAACA